CGUGUGUGUGUGUGUGUGUGUGUGUGUGUGUGAGUGUGAGAGAGAAAGAGAGCAAGAGAGAGAGAUGAAACCGUCAAAUCCUCGUCGUUCACCUUUAAAAUCCAUCACCGCAGUGCUUGCGUAUUGGAGCUUGGCUGGCGCGCGCAUCGGAAGGGCUCGCUGCACCAUUGCACCUGUUCUCGAGGUUGCAAAUCACAGGAAGUCGCUGUGCAAAAACGGCGUAUUCGUCGAGCUUACGGUUUAGGCUGAAAGACGUCAGUUCGACAAGAAUUACCCGAGAGCGGAAGAGACCAGACAGCUGUCAGACAUCGCUUUGUUGUCGGAAUACAGUGGAGGAUGCAGCCGUGGUCUCUAAGGGCACAGAGCUUGUGGUCGGCUGUGAACGGAGAGUCACAACGAGGCGUACCUGACUCAGAAUAAACCAGACUGGGAAUCCAAUUUCAGUCAGUCCACAUACAAUCAUAGUCAUUCUGCUGGAUGCUUCCUCUAACAUUAAUGAUGAGAGUAAUCCUGUAUGUUAGAACUUAAGAUGUUUACCGAGAGAUUGAAAUCAUCUCUGGAGCCUGUGCGGCUGUUAUUUUAUUCCAAGGCAGAAGGUUGCGCUCAACCCUUCUGAAUAUUUUAGUGAAUGAGGAACCUAUUGAACCGAGCUCUUCUGGCAGCACUGGAGAAUUUCAGUGUUCAUGGCUAGAACAGAAACAUUUAUGUUGGUCACUUGAGUUCCCCAAAAACUCCUUAUUCACACAGAUGCAAUACUUUGGUGGGGAGGUGUAACAAAAGGGGCAAGGGCAACUGAAAAGCGAGAGCUUCCCACAACUUCAAAUCAUGCAAUCAGACGAUCUUUUCAUCCGCAAGUUCCGCAGGCAGAGCCCACGCCCGACCCUAGCGAGAGUGAACUUUGACCCCAAGCAGGAUGGUGGUAGCAUGCGGACACGAGUUGUGGCAGAAUGGCCUCCUAGGAGAGAGGGAACAAACAGCGAGACUGUCACACCCAGCGCAGCUGCACUGAACCUGAGGACAGUAGGUCGUGGACACAUAAUGCAGCGCAGCAACAGUGAUGUCACCCUUGGAGAUUUGGAUUCAGUGGGGCAAGUCGGGAGGAAGUUGCUCCGAGUAGGCGUGGACAAAUCUGGGACUGUUGGGCCGGGCGAUUCCCUCCACCGAGAGUACGGAAGCCUGUCCUCGCUAGAAAGACAAACCCAGAUUGUAGAUCCCGGUUCGGAAGAUCAAGGUGUUCUCAGUCCCAGUGCCUUGCGCUUCAGAGAUCCGUUUGUUCUUCUGGGUCUGCAAGAGGCACCUCCUGAAGUGGACGGAGAGUAUCAAGGAAACUGUGCUCCAGCAGCAGACACGUCAAAACCGGUCAAGCCCCCCAAACCAGAGGGGCUCGGUAAGAAGGCCAAAUCGUCCCCUCUGCAGGCCCCUCAGUUUUCCUGUGACCAAGUCCCAGGUGGUGCUUGGGUACGCAAUUUUGCACACUAUGACGUACAGAGCAUUCUCUUCGACCUGUCGGAGGCUGCAACCAAUCGGGACAGCAUUGGACGCAAGAAGAACAUCACGUCCGGUGCGUCAGCUGCCUCUCAACUCCGUCCACUUUCACAAUCCACGCCUUCCUCAGUUUCUCAGGGUGGAGGGGGCGGCUCAGGAAACGGGACUGGCUCGGAAGAUGUAGAGCAGUCCUUGCUGGACGAAGGAGAUGGGAACGAUAAUGAUCUCCUGCUCAGCUGUCCUCAUUUUCGGAAUGAGAUGGGUGGCGAGGAGAGCGUGGGGCUCAGCCUGCCGCGGGCCGGCAGGCACAGGUGGAGGAGUUUUCAAAGUCCCAACAAUGCUGUGUCCAUGUUAGAGGAGCCCAGGGAGAGCCAUGUCCAGGCACAGGGGAAAAGUAAUUACUUCAUAGAGCAUGCAGACCUUGGGGCUCGAUACUAUCACAAGUACUUUUACAUGAAAGGCCUCCAAAAUGCAGUUGUCGUAAUGAAUAUUAGUCGGUCCCAGUACAACUACAGAAUCAUUUUCAGGACCACUGAACUGAAGACCCUGAGAGGUUCGAUCCUGGAGGAGUCGGUUCCCUCCGCAGCACGCCACACCACGCCACGCGGCCUUUCGCCCAAGAGACUGCUGGAGUUUAUUUUGCCCGAUCUCAACCUACAUUGCCUCAGACUAGCCUCCACGUCCCCUAAAGUCAGAGACACGCUCCUCAAACUGGACGAGCAGGGGUUGAAUUUCCAGCAUAAGGUGGGCAUUAUGUACUGCAGAGCAGGACAGAGUACUGAAGAGGACAUGUAUAACAAUGAGAGCGCCGGACCAGAGUUCGAUGAGUUUCUGGACCUUCUUGGAGAGCGAGUACGACUCAAGGGCUGGGAGAAAUACAGAGCUCAACUAGACACCAAAACUGACUCCACUGGUACACACUCACUGUAUACUCGCUAUCAGGAUUACGAGGUUAUGUUCCAUGUCUCCACCAUGCUUCCAUACACAGCCAACAAUACACAACAGUUACUGAGGAAGAGACACAUAGGGAAUGAUAUCAUCACUAUAGUCUUCCAGGAGCCAGGUGCUUUACCCUUCACCCCCAAAGCCAUCCGUUCUCACUUUCAGCAUGUGUUCAUCAUUGUCCAAGUACAUGAGCCCUGCACCGAAAACACCCAUUACAGAGUUGCAGUAACUCGUUCCAAGGACAUCCCUCUCUUUGGUCCUCUCUUCCCUAAAGGUGCACGCUUCCCACGUUCUCCUGCCUUCCGUGACUUUCUCCUCGCCAAAGCCAUUAACGCAGAGAACGCGGCAGAGAAAUCAGAGAAAUUUCGCUCUAUGGCCACACGUACGCGGCAGGAGUACCUAAAAGACCUGGCGGAAAACUACGUCACCACAACGCCCAUUGAUUCGUCCACCAAAUUCCCCCUGCUGUCGCUUGGCGGGAAGCGCAAAGAGAAGCUGAAGGGAGCUAAAGGUGCGGAGCUUCACAGUGCAGGUGCUUUAGUGUGGGCCGUCACCGUCGUUCAGGGCGGCGAGAACAACGGUCUGGGCCUGUCCUGUCUGCUCGGCGUAUCGGCGGAGUCGGUCGUGCUCAUAGAGCGAUUCACGCGAACCGUCAUAUUCAACUGCAGCUGCCGCGAUGUGAUCGGCUGGAAGGCUGUGACUGAGCCUGGAGCUCCGGGUGGCCCUUCGCUGGAUAUCUUCUACGAGAGAGGCGAGGCGGUGACUGUCACGACGUCGGAAAGCCAAGUUGAGGAUAUUAAAGAGGUUGUCCAAAGGCUGGAGCUGGUGACGCGAGGCUGUGAGGCGCGUGAGGUCAUUCCCCUGCGGGACGGUGUCGGCCAGCCGGGCUUCCUGAUGAGCGAGGAAGGCUUUGUAACGGAGCUCCAGCGGUUCGGAUACGCGGAGAGCGGCGGCCUGCAGCUGGGGGCUCGUGUGGUUCGUCUCUGUGGGCAGGUCCUGGUGCACCUCAGCCUGGAAGAGCGGAGCCGACUCCUCCGCGCGGCUCAAAAGAUCCACAUCACAGUCAUUCCUCCAGACGAGAACGGAAAACCACGCAGGAGUUUCUCUGAGCUCUACCAGAAGGCCAUCCAGGACGCGGAGAGCAAAUCCGGAGAGGGACGGUCAGGCGAGGCCUGGGUUCUGGAUGACGAUGAAGAAGUUGAGGUUGAUGGCGGCGGAGGAGAGAAAGAGGAGAAGAAAGAGAUUGAAAAUAAGACGUCAGACAGUGAAACUCUAAAGCAGGAGCUUCUUGGAGAGCAGAUGGAAUUUCCGGAGCCCAUGGAAACAGAUUUGCUCCUCUCUCCACCCAGCCUGCCUCUCUUACGGGCGACUUCCCUGCAGGACAGCAUGAAGAGCCAGAGCCCUGAAGUCACCCCCGUCUCUCUCACACGGAGCUACUCGCUAGAAGGACACGCUCCGUAUCAGGACAUCAUUGAAGGGCAUGUAUACGAUAACGUGGGGCUGAAAGCAAACAGGCACAUCUAUGAAAACCCUGGAGAGCUUUGGGACGAGACCCCUGACCUCAUUCUGGCAGUCAAACCCAAAGUGCCUCUGGAGCAAGAGGAACAGUUUGUGUGUGAUCAGGGGCCUGAAGAGAGGCCGUCGGUCAGUGAUGUGACCAUGAGAUCCUCCUGCAUGGAAAGUGCAGAAAGAAACUCCAGAGCUCUGAGCCUCCAUAACUCCAUCACUAAGAUUCUCUCAGAGACAGCAGAUUCAUCUGAAGAAGAGUGGCAGUCGAUUUCUGAUCUGGCCAACGCCUGCCGGAACAUUCUGGAAGCUUUGUCUCGAGAAGACCGGAAGUCAGGAGAUGGAUCACAAGCAUCCCCAGAAAACCAGCCAGGUCAGACAGAAACCAGGUUUAAAGACAUCAAGGACAGUGACUCGCCUGGUCACCUUGAGGAGAAAGUGUCCCAGUUAGAGGCCAUGCUGAAGCGACUGCAGGACGACCUCCAAAAGUCCUUGCCCUCUUCGCUACUUCAAAGAGCCACUGCUACUUCACAGAGCCAAUCACACAGAGGGACUGUAGAGGUAGGGCGGGACAAGCAAAAGAAACCUGUCUUGUCAUUGAGCAGGGUGAACAGAGGAGAUGAGAAGAUUGCUGGAGGGACAUUGGGCAGCCAUGCUCACUCUCAACACUAACCCACCAAUGGCAGUUAAGGAGAAAGAGGACAAGGCAAUGCUGCAAGCAGAGGUGCAAAAUCUCAGGCAGAACAACCAGCGGUUGCAAGAGGAGUCCC
Sinocyclocheilus rhinocerous is the source of this 4706-nucleotide messenger RNA. Its product is annotated as signal-induced proliferation-associated protein 1-like. The record is from RefSeq and is a predicted model, not a curated record. Gene Ontology annotation, cellular component: cytoplasm. The transcript has 18 exons. Gene Ontology annotation, biological process: regulation of small GTPase mediated signal transduction. Gene Ontology annotation, molecular function: GTPase activator activity; protein binding. The coding region runs from base 826 to 4608 and encodes 1260 amino acids. Lineage: Eukaryota; Metazoa; Chordata; Actinopteri; Cypriniformes; Cyprinidae.